Drosophila eugracilis is the source of this 606-nucleotide messenger RNA. Its product is annotated as C-type lectin 37Db-like. Gene Ontology annotation, molecular function: signaling receptor activity. The record is from RefSeq and is a predicted model, not a curated record. Bases 1 to 606 code for a protein of 201 amino acids. The transcript has a single exon. NCBI's taxonomy places the organism in Eukaryota, Metazoa, Arthropoda, Insecta, Diptera, Drosophilidae.
AUGCUGAAGUACACAUUUCUUGCGUUCUGCUUAUUUUUUGUGUAUUAUCCUAAUGGAAUCCUAUCGGACACUGCGGAUCAGAAUCAUCUGGUGAAGCCAUUGCUGGAUAUGAUGGUUUCCAUUCAAGAGCAAAUAAAGACCUGCGAAGCCACUCAAAUAAACAACACCAAUACAAGAUUUGACCGGAUUGAAGAGCAGCUAGAAGCAAUGAAGGAAGAGAUACCGCAGAAUUUCGAGAAGAUUGGGUCCAGGUACUUUUACUUUGAGGAGAAUCGUAAAGAGAAUUGGUUCUCGGCAGCAAAUAUCUGUCGGCAAAAGGGCGGAUCUCUGGCCAGUAUCCAAAGUGAUGAGGAGUUCACUGCUAUCAAAAGACAUCCAAAACGCGACCCUAAUGAACACUACUGGUUGGAUAUAAACGACCUGGCCGAAGAGGGGAUGUUCAUGUCCGUAACCACUGGCCAAAUUGCCCCUUUUCUGAUGUGGGCUCAUACUGAACCGAAUAAUCUUGAUAAUCUAGAACACUGCGUUGACCUCUAUUGGCAGCACAUGCACGAUGACUUUUGCCACGAAAAAUACUACUUCUAUAUUUGUCAGUCAGAAAAAUAA